Molecule: messenger RNA, 5149 nt
Organism: Pocillopora meandrina
Lineage: Eukaryota; Metazoa; Cnidaria; Anthozoa; Scleractinia; Pocilloporidae
Source: the annotation of a GenBank genome assembly
AUGUUUCCCUUUAAGUUCAAACUUACACCAUUCCUAUUUUCUUUUCUGGUGUUUGGUCUUUCACAAGCGAGCUACAAUGUUACUAUUCUGAUUUUUCACAAUGCUCUUCCUAAUGAAAGCAUCGUUGAGAAAGCGCGUCAUAUGUUUCAACUGGAUAGUUUCCCACAAACAUCUAAAGUGAUAAACUUAACAUGGUUGCAGACCAAUGCAUCCCAAGUUAAACGCAGAAAAGUGGGAGUCCUAGGCACACUACAUUUCCUGCAAAAUCUUGAUGAUUUAUUGGAUGGGGCAAUUUUUCACGAGGUCACCAAAGAAUCGAUUGCUUUCUCUUCACUCUUGGAAAUAUCAGGCAUCCCAACAUUUGGUCUUUUUCAGGAUCAAGAAGUUCUCUUAACUCAGGUACAAAUAUAAAAUGUCGUCCAUGAAAUUAAGGAAUACAUGAGAGCAAGCAAGAAAUAACGUUUUUUAAAUCUAAAUCUUGCCAGUCUGUCUCUAACUUUGCCCAAAUCGAGCCAAAUGUAACCAUCUAUGUUUGAGUUCAUGAAUUUUUAAUGUUCUUUUGUGAUGAAUGUAAAAAAAAAUUGAUGAAGAAGUUUUAAAAUUACCGAGUUGAGGAGAAAUUUAUGAUAUUUAUGAUAUUUAUGAUAUUUAUGAAGAAUUGAAAUAGAUAUUCGAAAUCAGGCCUCCCGAAUUUGAUGGUGAGACUCCAUUUGAUCGAUCUUGACGCUGAAGGAACUCUUUGUGUCGCAAAAGCACUCACAAUUUAGGGCUCCUUUAGGUUACUUCUCCUUUGAAUUGAUUCCUGUCAUAUUUCCUUUUCUUUUAGGAGAAUCCUGGUGAUUUUACCAAAGAUGCCUUCCCUUCGAUCUCCAGUUGUGUUGCCGCAGUUCAAAAAAUAAUUAUGAAACAACGAUGGCGAACUCUUUUUUUUGUGUUUUCCGCCGAUAACGAGGGAAAAAUAUUUGCUGAUGGUAUGCUUUACUACGCUGCUAAGGCGAAAUGGAAAAUAAUUAAAACACUCUGGUUGAUUGAUGACACGGUUACAAAUCGCACAAAAUCUGACCUUCGAGAAGUAAUCUCAAAAGCAAGCGACGCUGUGAUUAUGCACAGCAGGCUGAGCCACCAUGACCAUGCGCAGUUGUUUGAGAUAAUUGCAACGGGAGCGGACGACAAGCAGAGGACGACUGUUUGGGUUAUUACAGAGAUGACCAGCUAUUUGACAACGGGUCCUCAGGUGAUUACUCCAGGAAUGCUGAAAGUAACGCUUAAAAGUCCUGGGAAAUAUCGUGACGUCAUUGCUUAUGAUAAUGUUCUUCGAGAUGCUAUGUCGCUGUUUCAACUUUCCUUUGAGGAAAGUGUCACAAAAUGUAUCCAAAAUUCAAACCUGGAGAACUGCAUGAAAGACAGCAAGCGCGAGACAGUAAGACGUGUUGCCAGAAGGUAUUUAUCUUCAUUGUUUAAAAAACUAUUAUAGAAUCAAACCUGUUUUUAGUUAGGAAAUUAAAAAUUAUCUUUAUCAUCUAAUCAUGUAAAAUUAUCAAUCUGUCCUCAAGGAAUAAAGGGGGCAAGUUUCUAAAGAAAUUGUGGUACUGUAUAUUAGCGUGGUAAGAUAGAGAAGCACAAACUUAGAAAUAAUAAACCCAAAGGAAACCAGAAUGAUUAGGCAUGGAAAAGAUGGGCGCAUAUUGUGAAUGAAUCGUUGACAAAUAUCCUUAUUUUCUUAACUUUGUCUUACGACACGGAAUUGACAAUCGUUGCGCUGUUUCUCACCGCAAAUUGACGCUUAAUUAUGUUUUUUAAUUUCCUUGGUUAGACACUUGGCUCAGAGUGCGGUUUUGGGUGCAAGCAAUCUCUACGAUGAACAGGAAUCCAACGAAAAUACAACAGCCUUUACAAUUUGGAAUUUGAAAAAGGAUAUAACUGGCACAAAGAAAUGGUCUCGGACAGGAAUGGGAACAGCCACUGGCUUGGCCAUGGAGAGAUUCAUAGCUCCCAACGGGAAAACAAUAGAACCUAUUUCUAAGCCACCAAGGCCCGUUGUUCACGUGGCUGUGAACGAGUACCCACCAUUUGUCUACAAAGAUGACCCUUCAGAGACCGAGGAGUGUCUUGGAAGGUUCGUUCCCUGUUAUGAGUACAGCCAGGGGGACUAUUUGGCAGAUUCUACACCAAACAAAUUUUGUUGUUUCGGAAUCUCAAUAGAUUUUUUAUCGCUUCUGCAACAAGAUCUUAAUUUUGAUGCAGACAUUUAUUUUGCUCCCGAUGGACAGUUUGGAAUUGUGAAUGACAGUGACGGUUCUUGGAAUGGAAUUGUUGAGGAGUUGAUCACUGGGAAGGCGACGCUGUCAUUGGAAAUGGGCAUGAAUAAACGUCGAGCAGAGGUGAUCAGUUUUGCUCAUCCCACACUUCUCCUGGAGCUUGGUAUCCUAGUGAACAAGAAUCCACCAGAAGGUACAAAAUUGUGGUUUUUUAGCCAUUCAUUUUUUAUAUCAUUUUCAAAAAUUCGUCGGUAAAAAGAUCGGAAAGAGGUUUGCUAGUAUCUCGAAAUUUUCUGACUCUAUUUAGUCAAAAGUGCUUUCAGAUAAUGCGCAUGCGUUUGAAAACCAGAAUCAGAUAAGGUAGUAAGAUGAAUUCUCUUACACGUUGGAUUGCAACAUUCUUCGUUCAUUCCAAUUCUACCACAACGUUUAAGUCCACUUUUUGAUUGGUUUCCUCGGAUGGUUUCCAUCCUGAAAUAGCAUGAAGUCAAAGAUGAGUUUUUGGUUAACAUAUUUCAGAAGUCAAUCAAAACCAUUGGCUGAAGCCGUUUCACACAUGUCUAUGGCUGACUCUGAUGGCAACUGCCUGUAUUGUUUCCCUUGUGGUAUGGUGGUUGGACAGGAAAAGUCCCCUGGGUUAUCAUUACAUGCUGAAGGACAGUGACGAGGAAGGAUUCACAUUACUAGGUACUCUUUAUAAAUUGGCAAUAAAGUAAACUCAACUCUCCUUAUUAAGUUUAGUUUGGUAUUAUUGGAGCCUCUCUAAGCCUUAUUCUUGUAAGGGCAACGGUGCCACUUCUAAUUGGUUCUGUAUCAAUCCCAGGUCUUUAAAUGAGCUAAUGAUACAACCUUAGUACCAUAACAACUGUCAAGCAUCCUUUAAGACAUUUUUGAAAGACCUUAUUCAUAUCGUUAAAAGUUAGCCUUUACUGAAAAAAUUUUCCAAUACAGAAAAUAAUCAGCAAGGACUGCAUAUUAGCCAAAAUAUUCAGAAUUUGUUUUUUCACUUGCUUUCUCACAAGAUUCCAUCAGUUACGUGGGUGGACUGACAUUUGGAAAAGACAUUGGACCACAGAGAACUCCUCGAAGUACCAGUUCGAGGCUGGUGUCUUGUGUGUACUCCUUUCUCGCUGUUAUCCUGAUCAACUCAUACUGUGCUAACCUGACAGCAUUCCUUGUGAAAGAGAAGGUUGAUCUUCCAAUAAGUGGGAUUGAUGAUCCUAGGGUGAGAUUUUAGAACUGCAACCUUUUGAAUAGACAAUAUCAUGACUCACUGAAUGACUGAUUGGUAAGAUACGGACAGCCAAAGUCACUAAUUUGAGUGGCUGCCUGGCUGACAGACUGAUCGACCGAACGAGUAACAAAGAGUCUGUCCCUCCAUCCUUGCCACCGACUGACUACAUUACUUUAUCACUGAAUUUAUUAACAGCCAUUUGCGGAUGUUACAGCGAAGGCAGCGCAUUCUCUUCAGUUUUUUUAAGGCCCUUAGUGUUGAUCUGGUUGGGGGCUUGAAACUUUGAUCUUUCCCACGGCAGUCGGGCGCUCUUAAACUUCCCGAGCGGUUUUAAUUUGGGCCACUCAGCUCAAAAGAAAAUUAACUAAGCCACUCUCUAGUAUUGGUUUGGUCCCAACAAAUCCGACAUAUCAUUUACAUUUGUUUACCUCUGAAUUUAGCUUAUCUCAGAACCCGUCACGUUUAUGGUUGGUGCGGUGAAAGGUUCCAAUGAAGAAGACUAUUUCAGACAUCACGUUAACCCAUCAUUCCGUAAAAUUUAUGAGAUAAAUCUGCAAAAGAACACAUUGAAAAGCCUAGAUUCUGGAGUAACACUGAUGAGAAAUAGGUAAGGAUCUACUUCCUAUCAAACAUAUCUUAGAUUUCGAAGGGUGAGAAAAUUUCUAGAACUAGAAAAUACUGUUAUAAGAUUUGGGUUUCAACAAUUCUUACCAGUGAUAGUCCGUCCAAGUAGUCAUAUAUUCUUGAUAUCCUACCAUUCGUGACAUUGUUUCCUUUCACACCAUCUCUUGAUAGUCCAAUUUUCGAGUUUCUGAUUGAGAGAUGCGACGAUUAAAUUAGUGUUUCGUGCACUUUCACCAAUUAUCGAUACGUGCUUCAUGAAUAUUAUUUAUGUAUCACGUCAUUUUACCUAGAUCUAUUUCAAUUAGGUUUUCAUAUAUUUUAAUUAUUUUUUUGUUGCAAAUAUAAAGACAAUAGCUUCUCUCUUUCUUCCUGUUAUAAUAUACUUUUCAUUCAAUAGUUUCAUCACCUACUUCAAUCAAAAUUCGUGCAAAAUUCAGCUCAUCGUAUGAAUAAUUAAUUUCCUUUCAGCACCAUUCAAGGGUUAGUUGGAGAUUAUCUAACUCUGAGAAAAAUCGUGAACUCCGACAGGAACUGUAGUUUCAGUUUAAUAAAAGAUCACACCUUUAAAUCAGGAUACGGUUUCGCGCUACCAAAGGACUCCCCCUGGGUGAAAGAUGUUUCUCUUUCCGUCCUUAAACAUCAAGAAAAUGGGUCAGUGAAAUCGAUCGAGGAUCGAUGGUUUCCCAAGAGCACUUGUAUUGAAAUCAAGCAUCGACCGUUUUUUCCAAUCCAUUUUUCCAGUCUUUUCUGGGUUGUGCUUACCGUCAUGGCAUUCUCAGUGCUUGCUCUACUCGCAGAAAUACUCAUCGCGUUUAUCUUGGUUAAGUAUGGCAAGAUGCUUGGGCCCUUUGGACGGCUCCUAAAGAGAUUUCUGUUUGAUGUGAAGAGAGGAGAGGAGGAUUUGCUUACGCUCCAUUACCCCGGAAAGCAAAAGACCAGCAAUUAUGGUAUCACUGAGGGACCCUUUACUUACCAGAACCAAGGGUUUGUGGAAGAUUAUGACUUGGAAAGAAGUUUCGCUUCCAAGCGAUAG